Molecule: messenger RNA, 3672 nt
Organism: Lingula anatina
Lineage: Eukaryota; Metazoa; Brachiopoda; Lingulata; Lingulida; Lingulidae
Product: cyclic AMP-dependent transcription factor ATF-7
Biological process (GO): regulation of DNA-templated transcription
Molecular function (GO): DNA-binding transcription factor activity
Source: RefSeq, a predicted model, not a curated record
AAGUGACGUCACGGUACAACGUGCACCUCCAUUUUGUAAACGAAAGGAUUUGAUUGUUUUGAUGUCAUUAACCAAAAAUCUGAUGGGGUAUACAUGAUGGACUGAAGAUGUGAGAGGAUAGAAGUAAAUGACAUUUGGACAUUGAAUGUAGUGGGAGUAUUACUCAUAGUGUCACAGUAGGACACAUACAGCAGGGGUCAGGUGGUCAGUAUUUGGUUAACGGUCAGUCAAUGGCCGACCAUGACAAGCCUUUUGUAUGUGAAGUGGAGGGAUGUGGAAUGCGUUUCACCAAUGAGGAUCGGCUGGCAGUCCACAAGCAGAAGCACCAGUUUGCCCUGACCCUGAACACCUCCACCAAGGAAAUCAAUAAGAUCUUAUUUGUUGAUCAAACACCGACACCAACCAAGUUCCUGAAGAAUUGCGAUGAAAUUGGUCUGUUCCAAGAACUCAAGGGAAAUCCCUUUGAUGAGUCUUUUAAGAAGGCCAUUGAUUAUGAGCCAGCAGUAUCAGAGAAUGCCCCUCUACCAGGCCCCAUGUCCAGUGUGGACACCCCGGUAUUACCAAAGAUGCUAAUGCCACUGGACAAUGGACUGCCCAGUGCUGCCACUUCACGCAAGAUAAGACAAUCCAAACUGACCCUUCCCUCAACUGAGGAUGACGAGGGAACAGCAACGAGUGGGGCAGACAGGGAGGAAGAGGAGGAGGUGGUCAGGGUCGUCUCCGACACUGAGGAAGUGUCCCAUGUGACUACAGCAGGUGGUUCCGGAAGAGAAGUGUCUGUCACAUCAACAGCCAAGAUCACAACACCCAGCACCCUUCAGUCAGUUUCACCCAAAACCAGAGGUGCAAAUAAACUAUCGCAGCAGUCCAUCGACGUUGACUUGAGCAUGGACAGUGAGUAUAACAGUGAGGAAGAGGACAUUGACCAAGCGCACAGCGUUGGCUUUCCCAUACAUAAUGUGGCAACACAGAAGUCCCCAAUGCCCUCUGCUGUGACCUCAUCAAAUGUGCCAGCACGGAGGUCAUCUGGAAGUGGCCCCACCCCGGUGGCAGCCGGUGGGACAGGUCAAGUGAGCAUGCCCAGUGUGGUGGAGGCGAUGUCUGUGGACCAGUCCCAGCAACAAGUUGUACUGGGGCAGCAGCCGCUGGGAGUCAUCAACAGCUCCAUGAGUGCAGCUCUGGGAACCCAGGUGACAACAAUGCAGGUAUUACUGCAACUCCCUGGGGGUCAUACCAUACCUGUGCAGAUCCCAGCAGCUAUAGGAAGUCCUACUGCUCAGGUGCCUUCAGUCAUUCCAGCCACUACUGUUACCACGGCAACCAAGCCACCAACAACACCAAAGUCCACAGUAACGGCCGCGGCAACUAGCACCUCAUCUCUAACCAAACAGAAAUUAAAACAAGCCCUGACUCAGAAUGUGGCUCAGGCCAACAUGAGGACAAUGUCAGAGGCUGUGGACAGGGUCACAUGUCAGGCCUCACCAGCGCCCUCUGUUAGCAGCAGUCUCAGCAGUCCUGGCAGUGUGGCACAGUCACCCAUGUUUCCUGAAGUACACACAACUUUUAUAAGUAAACGCUCAAGAUCUGCAUCCUCAGACGAGUCCCCUGAUGAGAAGAGGCGGAAGUUUUUGGAAAGGAACAGAGCUGCAGCGGCCAGGUGUAGGAAUAAGAGGAAGACUUACAUUGGGGAACUGGAGAAGAAAGCAGAAGAUUUAAUGUCUACUAAUGUCACACUUCAGGCCGAGUGUAGUCAGCUGCGGGGUGAAGUUGCCCACCUGAAAUCUCUCUUACUAGCACACAAAGACUGUCCUGUCACCCUACAGCAGGGACUGUCCUAUAAACUAGACUCAGAUGGUAAUCCUGUCCUGAAAACAGAGAUGACCCCUGCUAGUCAGGCGGGCAACCCCCAAACACAAACUGCAUCCUCCAGUAGAUCCAGUAUUGCACCGGCAAUCUCAAAAUCAUACAUCUCCCCUGUGAUUACCAGUGUAGUGAAGCCAAAGUCAGAGAAGAAAUGAAACCAGAAUUUGGACAAAAAGUGAACAAUAACUGUGCACUUAUUUAGGAAAAUGGUACCCAAGUUCUGUAACUUCAACACCUUAUUCUGUGACACAGUUUCAUGUUUGUUCUUUGAAGUUCCAGAACAAAUUAUAUUUUAUCAGAAAUAAGGUAAUCUAGUUAAACAGUUUUUUAACUUUAUCCCUGUUGAUUACUGGAAAAUAGCAGGUAACAUAGUGGAGUGAAUAUAAAUAUAUAAUUAUUUUUUCAGAAGUAUAUAUGGGUUGAGACAACCAAAUAUAUAUAAAUAUAAAAUUAUAUUGCCAACCCUGCAAAGAUUCCACACAUACAACUGACACAUUAUUAAUAUCCAAGAAUGAAUGUAAUAAAAGAGAGCCAAUUGUAAGAAUGGAUUAAGGGAGAUAAAGAAAAAAAUUAAACAAAGAUUAAACAAGUUAAUGAUACUAAGUACUCUUCAACUGUAUCUGAAAAAGAGCUUACCAAAAUGUUUGGUAUAGAAUGAAAUGUGUAAUAUGUGCUGUCUAACGGUGCUUUUUCACUUGUUAUCAUGCUAUAGGAGUUUAUGCUUAAAAAACAAGGUUUUUACUCUGCCAAAGGUUUAUUAGAUCUGAAUAUAUGUGAUCAGCUUUACUUGUUUCAGUAAGAAGAACAAUUUUAAGUGAAAACCCAUUUUAUGAGUGUUUAUAAUAAGACAAAUUUGGUGAAAUAGUUGGAAAAAACCUUUUGUUAGGCACUGAACUUGGUGAUAGUUGACUUAUUGAAUGGUUUUCACUUCAGUGUUUCAAUAUUUCCUGUUUUUUAAGAUAUGUUUAAAGUAGACUGUUCACACACCAAUUAAGAAGAAACUUGAAAUAUGAUUCAACUUUCAUUUUGACUUUUUUUGCAUUUGCUAGUAGUUCAUGGAAGCUUUGUUACAUUGCACUGUGAGGGUUCUUAAAACUGAUCCACAAACUGUCAAGAAAUAUAUAUCAGUCAUGUUGUUAAACUUACAAAUAGAAACUUGGUCAAUGAUGAGUUCCUUAGCUUGGUCAAUGAUGCCCACCUCCAUGUUAUGACAGGAGUAGGAUAUUCACUCUAGUAGCUGUGAAGCUGUAAAAAUGGAACAAACCAGACAUUUUAUUAUUUUAAAAUUGUGAAUAUAUGUGUAACGUUUUAAAUUAUUAACUAGUGCAUUAACUUUUUAAGACUGUAAUGCAGAAGUUUCUCUUUUAUGUUUUCAAAAUAUUUAUUUUCAUGCAUAUGCUGAUACCCCCCUUGUCCUGUUGUGGAAAUAGGAGCGCCUUCAGAACAGGUGAUCCAGGUACUUACUGUUCUGUCAACUAAAAUUGGCCGACCCCACUUAAAAAGCGAUGCCACUAAUUCUUUGAUGGUCUCCCUGCCUCCACACACACCAUUGCUGCAGGGGCCUUGCAAUAAAAAUUCAGAGUGGAGAUUGAAUCUGCUAAAUGGCAAAUUGGGAUUAUCAGCAUUGCUUUUUAUGUGUAGUCGGCCAUAGUUAUGCAGCAGAUCAGUUCGUCUGCAAAUCAUCUGCUCUUAAUGCUCUCUAAGGCAAUACAAAAACUUGAUGUCACAAAGGUAUGUUGGCACCAAAAAGAGAUGUUUAUUCUAGAACACUGAACAUAUUGUUCUGAAAUAGAAGAAGUGAAGUUUGAA